Trichoderma citrinoviride is the source of this 1620-nucleotide messenger RNA. RefSeq lists its product as hypothetical. The record is from RefSeq and is a predicted model, not a curated record. Lineage: Eukaryota; Fungi; Ascomycota; Sordariomycetes; Hypocreales; Hypocreaceae. The transcript is spliced from 6 exons. Bases 1 to 1620 code for a protein of 539 amino acids.
AUGCGGUUCGACGACUGGGACGUUUUGCUCUUCCCUCGGGACUGCAAGGUCCCCGUGAAAGAGUUCAAAGUGGCCUGCCACGUUAUCCACGAUGCCGUCUCGAUCCAUUCCUGGUCUUCGCCCACUCUCAGCCAGUUUACCAGAUGCUAUAGCAAGUAUGGCGACGAUGCCAACUUUGAGGCCCGCGUCUUCAUUGACGGACAGUUGGUUGCCUCUGCGCCUCUCGAUCGAGAAAAAGACUGGCCGCACAUCAUCAUUCACAGUUUCGGUGUCGCGAAGAACGGAGAUCUCGAGCCUCUGAAGUUCCCAGGCUUUCGCCAGGAGCUUCUUCGACAGAAUCACUGGCAUCCCGCGGACAAUUUUGGCCGCAUCAAGAUUGUGAUUAGCGAAGGCUUUCCGCGCGAUUCCCUCUCACUGCCCAUGCAGCGGGUCAAGAACGUUGUAGCAUUCUCCUUUCAACAUGCGCCUCUUGAAAUUCUGGAGAACUCUUGCAUCGCGUGGCCGAAUCCCAGCAUGUGGCGACGGAUUCCAGCCCCUGCAGCGAGGGCGGUUCAAGCCUAUCCGUCCGACGAUAUUGACUCACAUGCCCAUUCUCCGAGAAGAAAAUACACUCGGAUUAACGCAAACCCUGUCUCCUCUUUGACUGAGAGCCUCCGUGGCACAAUGGACAAUCGAAACACCCGGCAAAGUCAGGGCACGUCUGGCUACCAAAGCGGCAGCACUCGCGCUGCUUCUGGAAGCACCAGCACCGGCACUCUGGAGACAAUCAAUGACUCAAAUGCCUAUUUCGAGUGGCUGAACGGCAUGGGCACCGGGGUGAAUGAUACACAUCAGUUGUUUGAACACGAUCUCUUUGCACCCGGUCAGAACGGAAGACGACUUCCCAGUGGUGGUGUGCCACCCUACAUGUCUCUGGGUAACAGUAUGGGACCGUAUCUCGACCAAAGUCUCGGGUUGCAGAACUUCCGAAACGAAGAUGGCCGUGACCAAUUUGACUAUAUCAGGUCUGCCGCCGAAGUUUCGGAUGUCGAAGCCGUCUGCGGCCAGGAGACGCAAGAUCUUUUCGUGCCUCGGCUGUCCCAGGACAACAUGUUCACGAUGGAUACACCCACUUCAUUGGCUCACUCGCUGCUCAAUCAACCGAUGCCAGCCCACCUCCUGGGCGUCAGUGUUCAAACUGUUCAACCUGAAGUAAGGCCGCACCAAGCAGACGACCUUCAUCAGGCACCAGAUCCGUCUCCUUCAAGUGCAUCUACGUCGUCCACCUCUCACAACAAUCAUGCCGGAGUCAGAAGGACUGUUCGCCGGCCAUCUAAAGCGCACAAUGUCAGCGGGCAACCAGGGUCAAGCAGCUCUGGUUAUAGAUCGUCUCUUCCAGACGCCAACCAGCAUCUGGCCUCGGUCGAGGACUAUGUUUCUGUUUUGGAGGGCCGUUUGAUCGAAGACGCGGCUGCGAGUAAUGCGGCACCGCCCUCUACCGACAAGGGAACAAAGAGAAGCCACGAUUCUGCUUCUGGUCCCGGAAGCGCUGUGAUGAGCGACGAGGACCAACGGCGACCAAGCCCCAGAGCUCACAUUACAGCCUUGCUCGCGCAGAGCCCAACGUUCAAUGGCCAAUAA